Molecule: messenger RNA, 4278 nt
Organism: Carassius gibelio (silver crucian carp)
Lineage: Eukaryota; Metazoa; Chordata; Actinopteri; Cypriniformes; Cyprinidae
Exons: 3
Coding region: 72-2153 (693 amino acids)
Source: RefSeq, a predicted model, not a curated record
ACCAUUCUACCAGACCUUAACCUGAGACUUGACAAACCACUUCUCACUUUCCAACAAGGAACAGGAAAAUCAUGGAUUCUGCAAUCUCAAAAUCUACUCAAAGCCUUACAACUGCUGAGGACAUGAGGAACCAAACCAAACUUAUAAUGCAGCCUUAUGCCAACUGGGAAGAGUAUCUGACUCCAGCACCUCUAUCCAUAGCCAUCCUGGGAGAGCUGGUUUUCAUCUCUUCCUCAACAGAUUUCUCUAUCAAUAAAAAACCUCCUGAAGGUGGUUUUAAAUUCAUCAGAUAUCCUGAUUCCUUUCGCGCUUGCCUCAUGCAAGUGUGUAACUCUGGUUGGUGGGCAUUUAAUGAGGCCCAUACAAGCAUGGAUCAGAUUCGCCUCAAUACUGCCCAAGUUCCAAAUUACAUGAAGACAGCUGUGAAGAUUCUGUUCCAAGGCAAUGAUGAAGUUGUUCAAGCACAUCUUCCUAAUCAGCUAGACAAUAUCAGAGUAAUUGCAGAUGACUGUCUUAAAUUGUCUGAUGUCGCUAAAAUGCGUUUCACUGAUGUCAUUAAUAUCAUCCAAGAGCUGCUAGAAGCAUGUACAAAUUCCAAGCACCUUUAUGGGAAAGAGAUGGAAGAAGUCAAGAAGAAAUUAGAAGAGAGCAAACUGAGGGAGCAGUCAGCUCAAGAGAUGAAGAAUAGGUCUGAGAAGGCAGUGAGAGCCAUAAAGAAGGAACUGGAUCAGGCUAAUGAGAACUACAGGAAUGCUCUGGAUUCUCUCCCUAAUGGAUGGGAAAUGAUUGGAAUGGAUCUUGUAAAUGGAAUAACACAGAGCGUUACAGACCUGAUGAAUGGAGUGACAUCUAUUGUUACUCAGCCAAUUAAUUUGAUACCUUCUGCAAAAACACAGAUAUCUGAUGCUAUGGGACGCAUUAAAGAUCAAGGAAAGUCUAGUGAUUUGGUAGCUGAAAUAAACGUGUAUAGUAAGUCAGCUGAAAUUUUAAAUUGUGCUCAGACUAUCCAGCAAAUAUUGAAUGUCAAUAGUAAGGAUGAUGACAUUGACUGGACAAAAUUGUAUGAUCAAAAGCACGAAACUACAAACACGGAUUUCAUAGCAAAACAGUUUGAAAGAAUCGAUGACACUUUAAAGAAUAUCUCUGACUGCUCAGCAAAGACACAAGCUGAGAAGUUAUGCAAAGAUGGCACAGAAAUAUGCAAACAGCUUGCAAAAUAUGCACCUGAUGGCAAGUGUGACAAAGUCAAAAGUACUGAGAUAAUAAAAGAGGUCUUGGAUCUGAUCAAGUCAGCUCAAAUUUUUGAUUGCAAAAGUAAAGACAUCACAAAUUCUCCAGCUAUUUCUCCUAAGCCACCAAUGAUGUAUAAAGAAGAAAACAAGUCUCAGAAUAUGAGUGUCUCUCAGAAGGCCACAGAGAAUGCACGAUUCAAGAUAGAACAGACCCGAGCUCAGCUGGACAAGACAAGCGAGACCUAUGAAAAGUGUCUGGAGAACCUAGAGAGGAACCAGAAGGAACUAACAGACAUCCUGGCUACUUUGAGAAAUUGUGAACUGAAAGAGAUUGACUUUAAAACUACCAUAAAUAUGCUGAUCAAAGGAAUGGAUGCCAUGGGGAGAGUAAAGGAGCAGUGGGAGAAGAUGGUUCAAUUCUUUCAGAUAGUUUCCAGCAUUGUGAAAACUAACCUGAGCACAAAUCUCAUAAACUUUGUCUCCACAUCAGCGGAAACACGAGCCCUCUCCUACAAUGCAAAACUUUUCUCAAAAGAUCUGCUCUACACCCAAGCUUUCCAAGCCUGUAACAUCGCUAGUCUGGUCCACAUGAUCUCUGGAACAUACACAGAUGUUUCCAGCAAGUACCUGAUGGACCGUGUCAGUUCACUGGGCAAACUGAUGGCCAUGGAUACAAGUAAACCAGAAUUUGAGCAUGAGCGAAAACUGCUCCAGAAAGGCUGUGAUGAGGCACGGAAAGGGAUUAAAAGCCUUGUACAGAAGAAUAAAGAGGAGUUUGACCAUAAGAGCACUGCAAGACUAAAAAGAAUUGAUCAAGAAUUGCUUGCCAUUCUACCUGCCGCUCCUCCAGAACAAACCAAGAGUAUUCAAGAGGUUGUUCAAGCUGUAUUCAAUGAGGAAGAAGCAAAAGACUACAUCUGAGUAAAAUAGGAAACAAGACAAAAGGCUUUUCUUUCAAACGGAACAACCAUUCCUGUCAUCGCUCAACAUCAGCAUUUUUAUUUUUAUUUUUUCAAAUUAAGUGUGAUAUAUUGUAGAACAAAUUCUUGAGUUUUUGCUGUUUAGUGGAAAUUUUACUUAUGGAUUGUUUGCUUAUGGAUUUCUGUUUGGGUUUUAGUUAUACCUCUGUUUACUUUUCCAUUAGGAUUGUAUUUCUGUUUAGGCAUGUACUCUGUGAACAUUUUACUGGAGAGCACAAUUAUUACUUUAGUUCUGAUUUAAGUUUAAUUGUUCUUAUAUUGUCUUUUUCUUCUUGAUUUUAAUUAUAUGUCAUGAAUUCUGCUUCCCAGUUUGAGCUUCUUUCUAAUAACUCGCCUUGAUUUAAUAUAAAUAAAUCGGUAACGCCUAACAUGCUAACAUGAACUAAUUAUUUAAAAUAAUUUGUAACACUUUAUUUUGAUGGUCUCUUUAUAACAUUGCACCUACAAGUCUACUAACUAACCUUAGAGCAUAAGUAGACUUUAUACUUAAUAUCUGCAUAACUCUUUAUUGUGAUGGUCUCCCAACAGACAAGCUAUAAGGAAUUCUGUACAUAUAAGUACAUAUCAUUUUAUUAACCCUAACCCUACCAGUCUACUACUAGUCUACUAACACUCUAAUGAGAGUUAGACAAUCUAGGUGCAUGAUUACCUAUAAUCAACAUAAUGUGUCAAAAGGACCAUCAAAAUAAAGUGAAAACAACUUUUACUAAUACAUUAUAAAAUUAAUGUUGUAAUAUUAUUAAAAUUACAAAAUAAGAAAAGUAUUUCAAUUGAUUGUAUUCAUUAUUGCUAACAAUCGCAGGCAUAUAGUGAUGAAAAUACAUUACUAUAAAUCAAGAACUUAGGCAUGGACAGAAAGAUUAGCUGAACAGUAUGUUAAAAUGAUUCAGCCACAUUAAAUACCUAAUAAUAAUAAUAAUAAUAAUUCUGUGUCCUUCUUUAGUAACCUACAGAAACAUAUUUUUUAUAGAUAUGUUUUUGUAAUUCAAAUAUAUUUCUUAAGCACCUUUCACAAUAAAUAUUGUUCCAAAAAAAUGAAUUUAAAUAUUUUUUUUUACCAAUAGCCUUCAUUGUAACUGGCAUGAUAACACAACCUCAGGAGAGAUUUAUUACCACUAUGAUGCGUGACUGUCUUUAAGAUGUUAUACUUGAGAUUUUAAGAUAUUUAAGAUAUUAUAUUCAUGGUGGUUUAAUUAUAUUACUAAAUUCUGAAGCUCCUCACUGUGAAUGUUGACCAGUUCCAUAUGGUGCUUUCGGCAGUAAAUCACAGCUUCAGUCCAUGUAAUGUUCACAUGGUCCAAAAUCAGGUUAUCUUUGGACCAAUUAUACUGAUUAUACAGUAAGUAACUUCACAAGUACAUGUGAGACACACAACAAUUUGUUAUAUUUAACAAAUAAUAUCUAAUCCCCUAUGGACCUUUGCCCCAAAAUGCAACUAACACCUCAAAAAGGCAGAACAGGCCUCUAGUCCCAUAGCAACCAAAGGCACACUAUCUGAUAAUGCUAGUUUUAUGGCUCCCAGGAAUGCAGCAAAGCAACACUUAACUCAAGUCUCUCAAAAACAGACACAUAAUGCCCAUAAAAAGGGACUCUUCACUAAUAAGUUCAUAAGAAAACCUCUCUUUGAAUGAACAAACAAAUAAUUUAGGUCACUGUGUAUAUUAUUGCUGUUCUACUAGAUUGUCUGUUGAAUUUCACUGUUUUAUGGAUGAUUGUGAUAGAACCACUUGUUCAUGUAAUUUUACCCAUAAGUAAUUUUACCAUGUUUAUUAUCUAUGAAUUCAACUUCUGAUUAUCUAAACGAGACUGUGUAUUAUAUGUUGGUACAUAAGCAAUAUAUUAGUAUGCAAAGAAUCUUGAAGAUUCUUCUUUUGAACCCCAACUUAAGUUCCAUUUUACAAACUGCCGUGAUUUCACACAAAGAGUUGUAAAACUCUUCAUAAGUUCCAACCUUCCACUUGGAAUUUCACCCUUUCUCAUUGGACAAGCCCAUCCUGAGAGGCGUGAACCUUCUCAAACCUUAAAGGCCUCACAUCCGUGACACUGAUAACUCUUACUAUGUGUUU